CUAAAAAUAGCUGGCAACUCUGUUUCGAACGUCCGUGUGCUGAGUCUUUUUCCGCUUAAAAUCGCAAUAAAUAAAAAUAAAAACAAAGCAGUGCCUACUUAUUGCAAGCAGACGGAUUGCACAAGCAAUUAAAGUCCCAACCUGGCGUUAUGAUUUGAAAAUAUAGCGAAAUCAAAUGAGAGCGCACUUAAUAAAGAAGAUAAAAAAAAAGCAGUCCGGCAUCAGGUGUUAAAGUGUUAAACAAUUCCAAUCGCACACACAACGGCACACCACUAGUUUGUUCGAAGGAAAAGUAAACAAAAAAAAAAAGAGAAAAAAAAAAAGAAAAACAACUCGUACGCGUGUGCCAAGUGUGUGUUUUAUGUUUGUGACUGUGUGGACUUGUGCGGCGCCAAUAAAAUCCAAAAUAACCAAAAACUGACGACUAAAAGACCCAAAAAAAAAAAAAACAAUAUCACCAAUAGCUAGCAGCUAGCAGCAAGGGCAUCGAGUGAUUCAGCUGGACGAACUAAAUAAACCAUGUCGGAUUCGUAUUAUCAGGUAAAUGACUGAUCAGGAUUUUUGUAAUUUUUAAAUGUAUGAGAAAAUUGUAGAAAAUUUCCAAAGGAAAAACCAAAUAUUUGCCAUCCAAAUGAAUGACAUCACAUAGUGUAUCUGAUAGAUACAGGCGCAUCCACGUGUCUGCAGUCGCCUGCCUGCCUUUCCUGUCUUCCGCCCCCUUCUCCGUUUUGCAUUUCAUGCCAAUUUCGAUUCCGUGCUGGCACCAGACAGAACAACAGCCGCGAUUUCUGUUAUUUUUUCCGAAAUUUUGGUGCGCAAAUCGAAAAGCUUUCUAAUCGCUUUUCCGCCACCCCCCAGUCCCGUGGAAAGCGCGAAUGGAAAGAGUAACAAUUUUCCUCGUAUUGCAGUUUGUGUCGCGGCACCACCGCCUUGACAUUUCGCAGCGGAUACUCUCCGGUCUGCUGUUUAUAACCCGCCCCCGCCUCCACCUCCGCUCCCUGGGCAUUUUAUUGUGACAAAUAUUUGGCCAGCUCUGUCACAGCGUCGCCAUUUUUCCUUUGGAUAAUGAUUAUACAAAUUUUCGCAUAUUUCUACAGUGAGAUAACCAAAAGAAAGAAACUAUACUUUUAUAAAAUCUAAAUAAUACAUGUGUGUGUAAAAUAAAAAUUAAAUUAAAUUUAAACUUUGAAUAAUAUCAUGGCACUGACCAUGAACAUGGUUUUUCUCAAGGAUUUACGUUCGCGCCUCAGAGGAUACCUGCACGGCGAAUACAUAAAGCAUCCUGUUCUGUACGAACUGAGUCACAAAUAUGGUUUCACAGAGAAUCUGCCCGAGAGCUGUAUGUCCAUACGGCUGGAGGAGAUCAAGGAGGCCAUACGCCGCGAGAUUCGCAAGGAGCUGAAGAUCAAGGAGGGCGCCGAGAAGCUGCGCGAGGUGGCCAAGGACCGGCGCUCCCUCAGCGAUGUGGCCGUUCUUGUCAAGAAGAGCAAAAGCAAGCUGGCCGAGCUGAAGUCCGAGUUGCAGGAGCUGGAGAGCCAAAUCCUACUGACAUCGGCCAACACUGCGGUGAACAGCAAUGGCCAAGAAGCUAUUACUGCCAGCGUUGAUCCCAAUGGAGGCCUCUUGGUUGGCGGCGCAGUUGGUGGACUGGGCGGCGGAAACAACGCACUGGAGGGCGGUGGCCCGGCCACUGCCAACGACAAAGUUCUGGCCUCGCUGGAGAAGCAGCUGCAGAUCGAGAUGAAGGUCAAGACCGGGGCGGAGAACAUGAUCCAGUCGCUGGGAAUCGGAUGCGACAAGAAGCUCCUGGCCGAGGCCCACCAGAUGCUGGCCGAUUCGAAGGCCAAAAUCGAGUUCCUGCGACUGCGCAUCAUCAAGGUGAAACAGAACCGCGAACAGGCCGAUCGCAUGAAGGCCACGCGCCAAAUGCUGGACGAACAUGGCCAGACGGUGGCCGGCAAUAGCAGUAGCCAGCCGCAGAGUCUGGAGACGACGCUGGAGGAGCGAAUUGAGGAGCUGCGGCAUCGGUUACGGAUCGAGGCAGCCGUCGUGGAUGGAGCCAAGAAUGUGAUCCGAACGCUUCAGACGGCCAACCGGGCUCCAGACAAGAAGGCGCUACAGGAGGCCCAUGGACGCUUGUCGGAGUCUUCGCGAAAACUGGAUCUCUUGCGCUACUCGCUGGACCUUCGCCGCCAGGAGCUGCCCGCCGACUCUCCCGCCGCCCAAUUGCUGAAAACGGAGCUGCAGAUCGUCCAGCAAUCCACGUCCCCGGUCCCCGUCACCUACACCUCCCUGCAAUCGAGUCACGGCGGUCUGCUGGGCGGCAAGCCCUACCAGUCGGUCUCGUCGCUGGGCAGGUGCGCCAGUGUCACCGGCAAGCUGGAGGUGCGUCUCAUGGGCUGCCAGGAUCUGCUGGAAGAUGUGCCCGGACGAUCGAGGAGGGACAAGGACAACAACUCCAGUCCGGGGGAUCUGCGAAGCUUCGUCAAGGGCGUGACAUCGCGCAGCAGUUCGAAGAGCUAUUCGGUGAAGGACGAGACCUCCAUCGAGAUCAUGGCGGUCAUUAAGCUGGACAACAUCACCGUGGGCCAAACAUCCUGGAAGCCGUGCUCGCAGCAGGCCUGGGACCAGCGCUUCUCCAUCGACCUAGACCGCUCCCGGGAACUGGAGAUUGGAGUCUACUGGCGCGACUGGCGCUCCCUGUGUGCCGUGAAGGUUCUGCGCCUGGAGGAGUUCAUCGACGAUGUCCGUCAUGGCAUGGCGUUGCAACUGGAGCCGCAGGGUCUACUCUUCGCCGAGGUAAAAUUCCUGAACCCGAUGAUAUCGCAGAAGCCGAAGCUGCGGCGCCAGCGCAUGAUCUUCAAUAGGCAGCAGGCGAAGAACAUCUCCCGGGCCAAGCAGAUGAACAUCAAUGUGGCCACCUGGGGCCGUCUGCUGAAGCGCAACGCCCCCAACCAUGUACACAUGAGUUCUGGGGGAACAGGAGCUCCCCCAGCCGGUGCCUCCCCCAUGGCGGCCAGCUUCACCCGGGACUCGGACUCGCCGAUCUCAAGGACACCGUCGUCGGAUGCACUGGUCGAACCGGAGCCAUAUACGCCCGGCGAGCAGGCCCAGAAUCUGGAAUUCGAUCCGGAUGCUGGCAUCAACGAGCACGUGGAAACUCCUGGCGAAUACCCGGAUCCCUCGGCCAGCGGCCUGAGUGGCAUGCGUCCCCUGUCCAUGCACAUGCAGGGCAUCAGCGUCCUCCCACCGGAUUCACCGCCAGUUACCGCGGCGGGCGCUGCCGGCAGACCCGGAACGCUCAACCUACAGAUGCCGGGUGCCACUAAAGGAGCGGCUAUCCAGGGCGGACGCACUGCAGCCCCCACAACGGCCCCACCGCCACCACCCGUGGCGGUGAAGCCCUCCACCACGACGCCAGUGCUGGACCAGGAGCUGCAGGAUGCCCUGCACGAAUUUGAUUUCCUCACCGACUUGGAUUCGCGUCCCGCCACAUUGCGUCGCCUGCUGAAGGAUCAGCAGCCCAUGACGCUGGAUCCAGAGGCGCUGGAGAGCCUACUGUUGCAGCAACAGCUAUCGGAGCAACAGGCCCUGCAGGAGCGCCAGCGGCAGGAGCAGCUGCGCCUGCAGCAGUUCCAGGAGGCCCAGCGCCAGGCGAUCCUGCAGAUGUGCGAGAAACAUAGAGAGCCGGAGGAGCUAGAUCAGGAUCACCAGUUGCCGCCAUACACCCUCACCGCUCCGCCACCAAAGCCGCCCCUUUCGCUACGCAUGCCAAGCUCAAGCCAAAGCCAAAGCCAUAGCCAUAGCCAAUGCCCAACCCACAACCCACAAUUUCAGUUGCAGCAGCCCCAGCCACCGAGCAAGCUACAUCCCGCCCAGAAAUCCACGGAAUCCGAACCGCCAUCGGCUGUGGAACAGCAGCUGCACCGACCGGUUCUCACCCUGCCACCCGUGGUCCUACUGGGCGGCAGAACGGAGGAGGAACGAUCGGUGCCGCCGUCACCGCUGGUGGAAUAUCCCGAGGACGAUGACGAGUAUCUGUACAGGGAUAGCCAGAGCAGCCGGCUGCAUUCCAGUCACAGCUCCAGCGCCGGCGAUCGUUUCUGUGUGGAGGCCCGCAUUAGUCUUGUACAUAUCACCCUUGAACCGAUCAAUGCCAGCCGGACGACCAGUUGCCUGAUAGAAGAGGUGGCCGAGCCGGAUCUGCAGCCGGAGGUCAAGGCCGUGGCGGAGUCGCAGUCGCCACAUAAAGUAUCCGAGGCUUAUGUUGAGAGCAUUCUGCUCGAAACGGUUGAGAAGUUAGAAUCAGAAGUCCCAGUCCAAGUCCAAGUGAAUCAGGUAAUACCGCAGCUGGGCAAGCUCUAUGUAGGCGGCGGCCAGCAACAGCAGCAGCAGUAUGUGCAGUCCUCGCCCAUCAUCCAGGAGCCACCCACUCCGACCAUUUAUGGGAAUAAUGCCACUUCAGGUGUGCCCCAAUUCCCACAGCCCUCACAGAGGCAGGAGAAGCAACCACAGCAGCAGCAACCCAUCUAUGCCAAUCAGUACGAGUUGAAUGUGGCCAAGGCGGCGGCAGCCGCUUCCGUUUACACCCCCGGCUCCAAUGCCAACAGUCAGCAACAGCAACAGCAGCAACAACAGCAGCGCCGUAGUGUUGCCCGUGGCCUGCAGUAUCGCGAAUCCGGCGGAAUCGAGGCCGGACGCGCCGGUAAGGCUCCCAAUGCCGGCAUGCUGUCGAUGGACAACUUCCGCCUGCUGAGUGUUUUGGGUCGUGGCCACUUCGGCAAGGUUAUACUGUCACAGUUGCGUACUAACAACCAGUACUAUGCCAUCAAGGCGCUCAAGAAGGGCGACAUUAUUGCCCGGGACGAGGUCGAGUCCCUGCUCAGUGAGAAGCGCAUUUUCGAGGUGGCCAAUGCCAUGCGUCAUCCCUUCUUAGUCAACUUGUAUUCGUGCUUCCAAACUGACCAACACGUUUGUUUUGUGAUGGAGUACGCCGCCGGUGGCGAUCUAAUGAUGCACAUCCAUACGGAUGUGUUCCUGGAGCCGCGUGCCGUCUUCUAUGCCGCCUGUGUGGUCUUGGGUUUGCAGUAUCUGCACGAGAACAAGAUCAUCUAUCGGGACCUGAAGCUGGACAACUUGCUGCUGGACACGGAGGGCUAUGUCAAGAUCGCCGACUUUGGCCUGUGCAAAGAGGGCAUGGGCUUCGGGGAUCGCACUGGCACUUUCUGUGGCACGCCAGAGUUCCUGGCUCCAGAAGUGCUCACAGAGACCUCGUACACUCGGGCCGUGGAUUGGUGGGGUCUGGGUGUUUUAAUUUUUGAGAUGUUGGUUGGGGAGUCCCCGUUCCCCGGCGACGAUGAAGAAGAGGUAUUCGAUUCAAUUGUCAACGAUGAGGUGCGCUAUCCGCGUUUCCUUUCACUGGAGGCCAUAGCCGUGAUGCGUAGGCUGCUGCGCAAGAACCCCGAACGACGACUGGGAUCUUCGGAACGCGAUGCGGAGGAUGUGAAAAAGCAGGCCUUCUUCCGAUCUAUUGUCUGGGAUGAUUUGCUGCUCCGCAAAGUCAAACCACCGUUUGUGCCCACAAUUAACCAUUUGGAGGAUGUCUCAAACUUUGACGAGGAGUUCACGUCGGAGAAGGCCCAACUAACGCCACCGAAGGAGCCGCGCCACCUCUCCGAGGACGAGCAGGUGCUCUUCCAGGACUUUUCAUACACGGCCGAAUGGUGUUAGGCACCUGUUGUUGUUGGCUCGGAGCGGGCCUAGCCCGCCCGAUAGAAACUAUUGCCUUUUGCUUUUAAAUGUGUACGAAGUUGGUUUCGAGUAGUUGUAUUUGGUUAUAUCGAUGUGAGUUUAAUAUUUAUACGAGAGAUCAUGCAGAUACAGGACAUAUAUAUUUAUGAAUUAUAUCUAUAUAAAAAAUAUAUCUAUUUAUGAGAGUACUUUUGAGUGUUGCUCACGUGAACCAAAUUACCUAGAUGCCCACUUGGUGGCAGAGCGAACGCAUUUGUCUAAUCACCAACCCAAGAUAUAACCCAUUGAAACACCAUUGUCCACAUCAUUGUCGCAUCAUUGUACAGCAGAGUCGUUUCUUUAGUUUUGUUUUCUCGAAAGGGAAACACAUUGAAUAGUCUGAACACCCUUAGGAAAGCCUUAUACGCAGAGUUGUAGUUUUUUGGAAAGUUUUAGGGCCGGAUCUAAAUAGAUAGUAUAUGUAUACACCGCCCGCAACAUAUUUUCAUAAUCAGCAUACAAGAACAAAUUCGAGGAUAUAUUUUAUAUACAUACAUUGCAUGCACAUCCCAGGAAACGAGCUCAUCGUCUAUACACAUAUAUAUAUUUAAAUCGAGUGAAGAAGAGAAAGGAUAUAAAAGGGAUCAUAUUUAAAUAUUUACAGUUUUAACAUGUAAGCUCUGUAAAUUGCCUUGCGCUUUUUAUCAACUCCCUAGCCCAUUGCCCGAGUUGUGUUAUAAUUUUACAUAUUUUUUAAAUCAUAUACAAACAAAAAAAAACAAGAAACACACACGAAAACAUUUGUUAUUUAUUAUUAUUAUAUUAUUACACCUACCUAUUAUACAAGAAACUGUAUUGCUUUGAGCAUUUUUAUUCGAUGAUCGAUUAAAAGAUUGUAAAUGAUUUGCUUGCAUGGGCGCGGUAUGCUUUAAACCCGAUCGAGGAUGAAUAAAUUGAAAGACCCCUCAAGAGGAUUAUUUUGGUGGCAUGCAACCGAAUCGUUGUACCCUUAAGAUCUACGCUAUAUAUUUAAUGUAAUUUUUUAGUUUUAUUUAAGUUUGUAAUAAUCGAUUAUUGAAACGUAGUCCUAAGCUAUCAUUAUGUGAAGAUAAUUAUUGAUAAUUACGAGUAUGAUAACGAUUGUGCACCCCUCAAGCAAAUCGAAAGGAUUAUAUAAACAGAGCAGAGAUCUUCUAUUGUCAUUUUUAUUAUGAUUUUAUGAUAAUGCCGAUUUGAUUUUAAAGCUGUCGUCGACUUCGACCAUUAGUCAGUCACUUUUUUAGCUUCAAGUUGUGACUGUAAUUUUUAUUUAUGAUAUGAUUUUGAAUAAAUGUAUCUAUCGCUAUUAA
Messenger RNA from Drosophila bipectinata, 7079 nucleotides. NCBI's taxonomy places the organism in Eukaryota, Metazoa, Arthropoda, Insecta, Diptera, Drosophilidae. The record is from RefSeq and is a predicted model, not a curated record.